This is a messenger RNA of Vanessa tameamea, 793 nucleotides long. It is a transcript of the gene Fdx2, whose product is annotated as adrenodoxin. Gene Ontology annotation, molecular function: 2 iron, 2 sulfur cluster binding. Bases 227 to 706 code for a protein of 159 amino acids. Lineage: Eukaryota; Metazoa; Arthropoda; Insecta; Lepidoptera; Nymphalidae. The record is from RefSeq and is a predicted model, not a curated record. Gene Ontology annotation, biological process: P450-containing electron transport chain. The transcript is spliced from 3 exons.
AGUUAUUGUAUUUUUAACUGUUUGACUUAAGUUGUGACAGAAAGAUAACGUAAAACGAAACCAAAACUAACCUAUUCAUGUUGUAAUUUCAGGGUCAGGUAAAAAUAUUUAAAAGCUAUCGUAGUUGCAUUAUCAUAAAAUUUAGCCGUCGCGGACGCGUAUAAAUUAUUCAUAUCUUUUCUUUCGCCAUAGUGUGUACAAGAGUGCGCUAAACAUCGCUCAAAAGAUGUUUUACAAAAACAUUUUGAUAAGUUUCUUUAAAUCAAGAUCAUCUUAUUUACGGACAUAUAACGGUGUUAUUACGACUUUCGGUAAUUACAGAAGUGUGUUACCCUUAUCAACAACUAGACUCGCGUUAAAGGAUGAAAAGGUCAAAGUGACGUUUAACCUCUACGACGGAAGAAAAAUAGAGGCUGAAGGAAAAGUUGGUGACACCCUGCUAGACGUGGUCGUAAAUAAUGACCUCGAUAUAGACGGGUAUGGAGCGUGUGAGGGUACCGUGACCUGUUCCACUUGUCAUGUUGUGUUUAAGCAGGAAGACUUCGACAGAUUAGCUGAAGAGGCGGGUGACGAAGAGAGAGAUAUGUUAGAUUUAGCGUAUGGAUUAACAGACACAUCGAGGCUUGGUUGCCAAGUAACCUUGACCAAAGAACUUGACGGGCUCGAGGUCAAAGUGCCAGAGAGCGUCAACGACGCCAGAAGCUGAUGACGUUCCACAUUUAGACUACUAAAUCAAUGACGCUGUAAAAAAUCUAGAUAAUAAUAAUACCGUUUUGGGCAAAUAAGUAUAAAA